Molecule: messenger RNA, 895 nt
Organism: Amoebophrya sp. A25
Lineage: Eukaryota; Dinophyceae; Syndiniales; Amoebophryaceae
Source: the annotation of a GenBank genome assembly
AUGUUUGGAGCAAUAUUUUUUCACCAGGACUGUGUGUCUGUGUCAAUACAUUUUACUUAAUUUGUAUCAAACCAAAAACCAUUUUCACUUUCAAAAAUUGAAAAAUUGAUAUUUUUUGUGGACUUCGUCUUUAAUCUAGGUAGAAAAUUAACUAGCUAGUUAAGUACUAGCUAGGAAGGAGUCUGGCGGAUCCGUGUCGCGUUCAGCAAGCAGGUCUUGAUGGUUGAGGAGCAGGCCGAGCUGUAGGGUCUCGUGGAGCGAGGCUGACCAAGGUCAGGCUCAGUCUGAGUGUGAAACUUCUGUUGUUUUUGUGCCUGUGGCACCACCUGGCGCCACGAUCGUGAAAGCAACAAGAUACUCACACUCAGACUUGCCACGACUUUGAUCAGCCUGGCUCCACAAGGUCCCACAGCUCGGCCUGCUCCUCAACCAUCAAGCCCUGCCUGCUGCACGCGACACGGAUCCGCCAGACUCCUUUCUAGCUAGUUUUAACUUGAGUAUCUAGUUAACUUUAACUAGCUAAUGAAAUAAUCAAGUCCAACAAAAUUAUCAAUUUUUCAAUUGUUGAAAGUGAAAAUGGUUUUUGGUUUGAUAAUUUGGCGACAUCUUGUACUCGAAUACUCUUCAAAUAUAUAAUAAGCAAUAAACAAAAACAACAGCCGAGCAUCUGAUAUUAUUUCCGUCUUCUACGCUUCUCGGCUGUCUGAGUUGAUAGGCUUCUACAGCUUGAUGCCUACUGCUACGUUUACUUGAGCGUAUCGAAUAGAAAACCCAAGGAAAAUGCCAAUUCCUUCUGUGACCGACAGCUCUGCUGUCCCUCCGAAGAAGCUUAUCAAUGUGAUGCAUAUGGUGAAACUUGGCUGGAUUCGGGCGAUAGCGUUCCUCUUUCUUUCGA